AUGGCGGCCGGCGGAGAAUGGUGUUUGAUUGAAAGCGAUCCUGGUGUUUUUACCGAACUAAUCCGUGGUUUUGGUAGGCAUUAUUAUUCUGAAAACCUUUUAUCGCGACACAAUUUAUUCAGAACAAUUUCUUCGCAUUGCACGUUGUGAAUGCCCCUCUAUUCUAUCGUGAUAGUUACGACAUCCGGUUUCAUAGACAUCAGACACCGAAUAUUAGAUGGCCCUAAUUGCUUGAUUUUCCUUCCUCAAGUCAUACAAGAACUUCCAGAAUUUUUUAUUUUAGGGCAUUCAACCAAGUUAGCAUGGGUGCAUUUUUCGUUAUUCAAAUAGUUGUCUUAAAUUAUCGAAACCAAAACUAGUACAAAAACAGGUACACGUGCUGCGUUUAAAAGUGGACCUUGUGCGCAUGCACUGAAAACCCAGCGGAUGGAGGAAGUUGAAGGGAGGAGCAAAAGAUGGGUAUACAUUUCAACAAAAAUAAUGUUGGCCAAGUUCAUUGGUUGGUAAAGCAUGUAUUGAUCAGACGUGGGAAAUAAAAAAAAGAACUUUGGCUCAGCUGUAACAAAUAAGUAGCCCAGUAGGGGUUGGGAGAAGGGUACUUGACACCUGGGGAGGGAGGGGCACUACCAAAUAUGGGCCAUGCUGAUGAGCCCCAACAAGGUAUGUCCAUGUGCUGCCUGAAGGCUAUGGUUUUCCAUACCACAGUUUAGUCUGACCAUUGAUUCAGAUGGGUUAAAGAAAUGCCCUGCUGUGAAGGGUAUGGUUUUCAAGCAGUUUAGUCUAAGAUAGGGUAUAGAAAUCGGCAAGUUUGGGUCUUAAAUUGGGUAUCAUUUUCCAGGAAACUGAUUCAAUUGGUUGAAAUUUUUUUGUCUAGACUAGGGGAACUGGAAAUUCACACACUCAAAAAAUAAAAUUGGCAAAUUUGAAUUUUAACCACUUACUUUAACAGCAAGGAAGACAUCCACCACAGUAGUUUCUGGAAAAUAGAGACUCUAGGAUAAGGAGGCAUUCUGGAAAUUUAGUCUUCUACAGGGUAACAAAAUUCAGAUGAACAAAGUCUGGCUAGGGUAAGGGUUCUGCCCCUCCCCCACUCCCCUUGGGGACUCAGGAUAGUAUGGGUAGGUAGUUACAGAAACAAUCCAUUUUCUAAUAUCUCUUCCUUUGUUUUGGAGUUGUCUGAUAUUUUUUAAGAUCCCAGCCACUUUAAUAGCACUUUUCGUCAAGGGCUGCAAUCAACAUGGUCACUGUGUGUUCAUUUUUUUUAAAAUGUAAGCCAAAGUAUUGACUUUGAAGUAAUGAAAAGAUAGCAUGUUUCUAUGUUUAGUUAGUGUAAAAGCUAUUUGAAGGGGAGCAGAGGCUGCAAGAUACUUUUAAAAUGCCAGAAUACACUGUUCAUAAAAACACAACAUUUUUUUCAAAUGACGAAACCCAAGGCUAUGGACACAAAAUAAUAAUUUAGGCUCGACUGGCCAUACUUCUUCCAGCGAUAUUUUAGGCUUGAAAGUUUUAAGGUAAAUUUUUGAUUUGUUUUGUUUAGGUUGUUCUGGUGUACAGGUGGAGGAGAUCUACAGUCUUGAUGAAGUGUCACUGGAAGAUUUAAGGUUAAUAACACCCUGCUCUUCUGGUGUUUCCUUUAUUCUGUUUUUAAAAAUCCUGCUAGCUAACUAACUUAUGAAACAAUGAAUAUCUGAACUUCAUAUAAAUUUAUUAGAACUGCUGGAUAAAAUAAAGAAAUAAAUGUAAAAAAGAUCAUGAUCGCAGUUGAAGAUGCAACUUAUGCAGUUGUGAAAAGAACACCUGAAAGCCUCGAAGACUGACCUCUGCAAUACCGGUGAAACACUCUAACCAACUGAGCUAGCCAGCCAGCUUGCAGAUGGUCUUUAAAUUGGCACUUUACCAGUAAUUUGUUUCGAAGCACUUUCUCUAUUCUGUUUAUAAGCCUACUCAGAUACAAACUCCUCCAUUUAAAAGCCUCACUAAACUCCCUUACAAAGAACUGUAAGCCAAGGGCUCAAAAGCGGCAGUUUAUGGUAUGAUAGCAUUAUAGUUUGGCCUUAAGUUGUGUUCAUUCUUUGAUUCAUUCUUGCCUCUCUUUUACUUGUGACAUUUCCAGACCUGUUCAUGGCCUUAUAUUUCUGUUCAAAUGGAAGCCCGGGGAAGAGCCAGCUGGACCCAUUGUACAUGAGAGCAGGUCUCUUGGAAUAUUCUUUGCUAAACAGGCAAGUUGAACAAUUUUACAAGCAUUAUAUCCCUAAAGCCCCAAGAUCCACAAACAAAUUCUCAAGACCGAUCUCCAUACAUUUCUUUUAAGAAUAGUGGAGAGAAUUUGGUUUAAGAUCAAAGUAUUCUCAGACCCUUGGUAAUCAAUUAAGUAAUUCUCAUAACCUUUACUCUUGAUGAUCUGUUGAUGUUGUUAGGAGAAAAUUAAUGUUGGUCACUCUUGGGACCAAAAGGCUUGCAAGCCAAACGUUGGCCAAUCAAAGUUCUAAGAAAGGGAAUUUCAGACCCAUUCUGGUGCCAUUCUUAUAAUAAGUGAAAUACCUAUACAUUUUGGCUUUGUCACAUGACAUAGGAUAAGGCAAAUUUAUUUAAUAUGACAACAGUUGAGACCAGCUUGUUUUAUUCAAACAAGUUGACAUAGACUUUGGGGCUUGAUAUGAAUGCUUUGUAUAUCAUGUUAGAUACAGUGCAUUUUUUAUUUUUAUUUCAUUUUUUAGGUCAUAACCAAUGCCUGUGCAACUCAAGCCAUUCUAAGUGUCCUUCUUAACUGCAAUCACCCAGACUUGGACCUAGGACAUACACUAUCAAGUUUCAAAGACUUUUCAGCAACAUUUGAUUCAUCCGUAAGUUCACGAUACGGUGGAAACUCAAUAUAACAAACAGCCAAGACACUGGCAAAAUUUGUUCACUAUAAUGAGGUUUUCGUUAUCCCCAGGUUCUUUUCCAUAUACAGUGGAACCCCAUUAAAGCAAACAUAUUUUGUCCAAAAAAAACUGGCCCUUUUGUUGUAUUGAGGUUCCACAGUACACCCAUACUCAAGUUUCUGGUUGUUAAGGCCCUGUUAGGGUAAAAUUCCAACAAAAAGCAGUUGCAGAUUCAGGGGAUCAUACAAAGGGGUGGCCCCUUUUUCACUGUAUCUGACUAUUACUGGGUUAAACAAAAUCAUUUCUUAUACCGAGGAAUUUGUUAUAUAGAGAUUCGUUAUAGUGAGAUUCCAAGGUCCUGUUAGGGUAAAAUUCCAACAAUAAGUUUACAUGGCUUGAAACAGUGAAAUAAGAGUAAAGACAGCUGAAAUGGUGACAAACAAUGUAAAGAUUAGUUGAAAAGUGCAACAGUGACAAAGAAAAGUGCAAAUAUAGUUGAGCCUCUCUACAAUGGCCACCUUGGGGAUGGAAGAAAGUAUCCGUUGUAAAGAGGUGGCCAUUGUAGAAAAGUCAAUGUAUGGAUUUUCUGUUCAUCAGGACGAAAAAAAGGUGGCCAUUGUAGAGAGGCGCCUGGCUGUUAGCAGAGGUUCAACUGUAACGUAGUUAAAAUACCAACAGGGACAUGUUUUUCUACCCAAUAUGUGAAAUGACACGUUUUGAAAUUUAGACUAGGGUCAUACAUACCCCCGUUCCCCUCUAAGAGACCGUCAUUGAUUUUGAACAAAUUACAUUAAUUGACUUAUUUGAUGCAAAUUAAGUAGCAAUAAACUUCAAAUCUCUUAUUGUCAACAGCUAAAAGGAUUGAGCCUCAGUAACUCUGAUGUUAUCAGACAAGUGCACAAUGGUUUUGCCAGGUUUGAUUUAUUUUUAGCUUUUAAAAAAGAGUUAUUUCUUACCAUCAAUAAAAGUUUAAAUCUAUCCAAGUUUGUUUAAUUUCUUUAUUGAAGUUAUUCACUUCCAUGCUUCUACUGACAUUUUCAGACAGCAAAUGUUUGAGUUUGAUGCUAAACUGCCACAAAAAGAUGAGAAUGUGUAUCACUUUGUGGCUUAUGUUCCACUGCACGGCAAACUAUAUGAACUGGAUGGAUUAAGAGAUGGGCCUAUUGAUCUUGGUAAUAAAGCACAAUGUUAUUGUUAGGUGUAAAUUUGCAAUGGAAUGUAUAUGAACGAAUUAAAUUUUAAAGUUAUUGUAUCUUGUCUACCAUUUAAAUUAUUGGUCAUAAACUGGUUCUUGCAUCACAAGCUCAGUCAGGCUUACAGGAGAAAAAUUUGCGAUAGAUCUCCCCAACAUUUUAGAAUUUCAGAUGCAGAAUACAUUGUAUGAGUAUCUAUUGUAAGCUUGAUAUGCAGGCAUUUUGUUACUAAAUUACAGGAGUUACACCAACUUUGUUUGAAAAAGGUUAAAAAUUCACUUGUGGCGUCUUUGUAUAAAAAGCCCUUGGAAUAACAUUUUUUCCCAGUCUUUCUCUUCACUUGUCAACCUGAUUGCCAGCACCACUUUCCAUCUAAUACACUCAUUGUAGAAAACACUGCUUAUUAGGUACAGUUGUUAUGACAUGUGAAAAUUAAAUUACUUAUAUCUUGAUAGGGCCAUGUACUCCAGAAAACUGGCUUGGUGUCUGUAAACCCAUUAUAGAAGCAAGAAUGCAGAAGUAAGUACCUUUGCAUAUCCAUGUAUUGUGUCAGUAAUGUCCAAAAAUAAUUGAGUAGGUAAUAAGGGACAACGUUACUCUGCAAAAAUGGCAGAUAAGAUUCUUUUUGCAGACUGAGAAAUUUGUGGGUCUCGAAUCCCUGAUUAAAUUAGAAUUUGGAAAUGUGAUAAUUUUUUAUUGAGGGAGGAAAGCUGUAGAGAACCUUUCGAGGUCCUCAGAGCUGGUUAACACUUAGCUCACAUAGUGAAUGGAUUCAGUGUCAAAAUCAUAAGCUUUACCUAGUAAGGCAUACAGUGUGCAAGUCCAAAGAGUGACCAACAUCAAUUUUCUCCUGACUAUAUCAAUGCAUAAUCAAAAGAAGAGGUCAUGAGAAUCAAUGAAAUGAUCACCAAAGGGAAAAUAUUUUGAUCUUUUAUCAAAUUUUCUCAUUUCAUUCUUUAACAAAAUGUAUGGAGAACAGACUGGAGAAUUUGUAUCUGGAUAUUGAGGCUUGUUUUACAACAUAAUUUGAAUUUUCCAGUCUUUUCAAAGUUUCAAAGUCUUGUUAAUUUUGCUUCUCUUAAAUCUCAAUGUUUUCCCUGGCUCUGUCUCGGGAAACAGGGUGAUUCUGAGAAAACAAAACCAGUCAUAAAGUUUUUAUUAUUGUAACAAUAGCUUGUAUUUUAAACCUUUUCUUUUUUCAGAUACUCAGCAGAGGAGAUUCAUUUUAACCUUAUGGCCAUCGUUUCAUCAAGAAAGGCUAUUCACCUUAAAGAUAUUGAUAGAUUGAACCAGAAAAGAACUCAGAUUUUAGACAAUGUAUGUAUUUUCAAGUAUUCUGACAGUGACAAAAUUUUAUCCAAAAGAUCAAGUGUUGUGUUGCAGGCUCUAAAUUGCAGAGCCUUUGUAGUUAGUGUAGACGAUGCAGCUUCUCUGGUACAAGGAUAUGUUACAGGUCAAAUUUGAUUUCAGGUUAAUUUUGAUUUAACCAAGGUUGAUUCUCAAUUUCCUUUGUUUCCUAGCACUAAUUCAUGAAUAAUUAGGGCUAAGAGACAAAGGAAAUAAUGCGAAAAUAAAAAAAAAAUGAUAUCAUCCAAAUUAAAAGUAGUUCAAGUAUAGGUGCUUUCUCUUUAUAGUCUGUUUAAAAGCCCCACUCUCAUCCAAUAUGCUUUUUGACUAAAGUGGUGCAGCUUUCAAAUAUGCAAUCCUUUCUUCAGCAUUGGAAUGCAGUCCUUGUAUUUUUAAUUCUUGACUUUGUCCAACCCAGCCAAUUACUAAUUGCAUUUGUAUAUAUUUUUUAUCAAAAUGACAUUUUCUCUCAAUGUUUUUGUUUUUGUAGCUGGAGCAAUUGAAAAGUCAAUCUUCAAAAGAGGUGUGAAAAUAUAAGUAUUCUAUUCAGUGGUUUGCCAUUAUAAUUAUUAAUUUGGUAAACUCUCGUAAUUCACUUGUUUGUAUCAUGUUGUUGUUAGGGUGCUGACGCCAUGGAGACAGAUCAAGUAACGUCAGAGAAUGAACUUCAAUCUGUGAUGAAGAAUAUUGACAGUGAGAUCUCACGUCUGCAGACACUCAUCGCCGGUGAAGAUGAUAAAAUGCUUCGGUACAAGGUAAGCUUUGGGGUAUGAUUAACCUGUGCCAGGCUUUCAGAUGGGAGGGACGUCGCGCAAAAAAGAUGAGGCGAAAGUAAAACGCCCGUCAUCUGGGAAAAGGGGCGAUAAAGCUAUAAGAAAAUAUUACAAUCAACCUGUUCAAAAUCUGGUUUGCAACAAAGUGGACUUACACGGAAACCGACCUGUUCAGAGUUAAUAAAAACCAAAAAAAAGAGAAGACAUCUAGACUUGUUGGUUUUUCUAUUCUUAUUUUUUGGUUGUUGCGGUCACUGUUGUUGUUCUUUACUUUAACUGCACAUUCUAGGCAUACUAGCUUUUGUCGCCAAAAGAUAUUGAUCAUCUUGAUGAGUGCUUGUAUCAUCAGUUAAUCCGCCAUCAAAAUAGGCGUUGUAUAAAAAUUGUAUUACAGGUAGAGCAAAAGGAAAAUUGCAGUUUCACUUUCAGCGACAUAAUUGCCAUAAAAUUUUUAAAUACUUCUAUGUUUGUUUACAGGUUGAAAACAUCAGAAGAAAACACAACUAUCUGCCUCUGAUAAUGGAACUUUUGAAAGUCUUGGCCAAGCAAGGAAAUCUGGUGCCUUUAGUGGAAAAAGUACGGAGGUCCUACUUACUUUUACCUGCUUGA
Messenger RNA from Porites lobata, 6786 nucleotides. The record is from the annotation of a GenBank genome assembly. NCBI's taxonomy places the organism in Eukaryota, Metazoa, Cnidaria, Anthozoa, Scleractinia, Poritidae.